AUGCUAAAGUAUCAAGUGAAGGCUCAUAGUCGGCCAUGCAUCUAUGGCAGCCCCUCUUCAUCUAUGCACGACACAACUCUGACCAGUAGAAGUUGUUCGUCGAUAUCGCUGAAUUCGGCGGAUAGUGCAAGCUCCGAAGGCGAUUGGGGAACACUGAGAGUUUAUACGAGUAAUGUGAAAGCAUGCACUGACUACAAGACAAUUCGGGUCUCCACUCAAUGCACAACUCGAUCCGUGAUUGAAACUGUCCUCAGUAAAUCCAAAAUCUCAUGCAGGGACCCCAAUCUCUUUGAACUUUGGAUGGAGAUCACCACGAAGGCAAACAAUAACACCGUACGAACAGUUUUGAAGUUGAGUCAUUCCGCUAGACCCUUAGAAUUGCAGAGAUGUCAUCCUGCAAAUAUGUCAAGGUUUAUACUUCAUAUGACUUCUGGAGGUGCACUUGUUAGGGUGCAUGACCAUGACAUUUGUCCUCAGGUAGGGAUUAAUCCUAGCUCAUGCGUUUAG
Strongylus vulgaris is the source of this 507-nucleotide messenger RNA. The record is from the annotation of a GenBank genome assembly. Lineage: Eukaryota; Metazoa; Nematoda; Chromadorea; Rhabditida; Strongylidae.